CGAUUGAAGAAAGAGAAAGGCCUUGGAUCAUCGUCCAGCCAACCACGGCCGCCUGGAGCGACACACUCGACUCCAACCUGGAAUAACGCCGAGCUUCCUCCAACCCCAGCGGCCGCGUGCAGCUGCUGUAGCACAUGCAGGUCCUAUCGCUCUUUUGUGCGUCCACUGCGAGCUGCAGCACACUCCGUCCGACUGCUAUUAAUGGUGCCCUGAAGCAGUUUUGCAGGAGAGAAGCGCCAGGCAGAUCCAGGUUUAGGCUCGAGCUUGGUCUCGCCAUCUGGCUGUCUCUAAGUGAGGCGAGAGUCUUUCGGUGUCGGCCAGCCUUGAUUUCCCUAACAGCUCAGUUCGUUUCGGGGACAAGGGAUGAGAAGACGAGCGAAGAUCCUUCCCCGCGUCCAGACGGUGAAAACGACGAGAUAAAUGAAGAAAGGAGGCCUCUGCUCUGCUUCAGCUCUUUGUGCCUCUCUAGCAGCUCUUUCUGGCGGCUUUCUUUGACGGCCUCUGCCAGCUGGCAGCUUUCGCUCCGACCUCUUUCCGCCCAAUACUAGAGAUUAAAACUUCUAUUAUUCUCUCUUUUCUGAAAGAAAAAAAUUCCGUUCCAUCAAUCGCCUUUUCUACCUUUCUUCUCUCUCCAUCCUCUUCCUCUUCCUAGCAUCCCCC
Messenger RNA from Trichoderma asperellum CBS 433.97, 660 nucleotides. NCBI's taxonomy places the organism in Eukaryota, Fungi, Ascomycota, Sordariomycetes, Hypocreales, Hypocreaceae. The record is from RefSeq and is a predicted model, not a curated record.